Brassica rapa (field mustard) is the source of this 1704-nucleotide messenger RNA. RefSeq lists its product as uncharacterized. NCBI's taxonomy places the organism in Eukaryota, Viridiplantae, Streptophyta, Magnoliopsida, Brassicales, Brassicaceae. The record is from RefSeq and is a predicted model, not a curated record.
UGAAAGUGGUCCAAAAUGUAAUAGAAGUAAAGCGGGGUCCGCACUCUAUGCCAUUAUUAUCAUGACAUCAUUUAACUUCAUAAACAGUUAAACACACACAUACUACAACACAAAACAACUUCUCAAGACUCUCUACGUUUCCUUCUUCUUCUAUAUAGACUCCCUCCUAUAUAUAUAUAUAUAUAUAUAUAUAUAUAUAUUCUACAUAGCUUAAAUCGAUCUUAUUUCAAGAUUCUUCAAUCUGUAAUCGUCUCAUAACCAAGAGAAUCCUCUCUCAAGUUUUAUAAAUGGCUGAGGAAUUCGAUGAAGCUGAGGUUGUAUUCUCUGAAGAUUUAAGCUCAGUUUUCCAGAGAGAGGACGAGGAUGAGAAUCAUCUGUUCGGUCUGAAGGAGAGUAACAAGUCGCGGCGGAUCGUCAAAAGAAAGAAGAAGGUGAUGGCGUUGUCUAGCUCUCUGCCGGUGAAUAUACCGGAGAACAUGUUUCGUAGGCACGUUGAGAAAGAGGAAGGUGAACACUCUGAGGAGGAGGAAUAUUCCAAUGGAAGAGGAGAGAUCGUUCCGCCGCAUGUUAUAGUCGGACGGAGGAUUCAAGGAGAAGGAGGAGGACAAAUGGCGUUUUCAGUUUGUUCAGGUAGUGGAAGGACUCUUAAGGGGAGAGACUUGAGCCGGGUUCUCAUACAACAAUGGAGGUGCUGCCAAGAACUGGCCCGAGGAAAAUGGUUCAUCAUGUAUCAAACUUCUCACCGGGUUAUGUGAGUUGAUUUGCCUAAGUUGUAGGUGGGGAAUGAAGCAAAUGGUCCGUUCUUGUAGUUAUAGGAUAUAUAUGUCUAUCUCCUCUUCUGCUUUUAUAUGAUUUCGGAUUCUUGAUAUCUUGAAAACCGUUUCUUGAUUCUCUAGUUAUUAAAUUUAACUCCAUUACAUAAAAUGGUUAUAUGCAUCAAUCUCGUACAACUUUUUUAUCAUGACCAUAAAGCAAACACAAAAUUGAUCUUGAGCUAUAAUGGAUCACGUAAUAUGUAAAUAACUAAAUACACGUAGUGUAAGGUCUCAAUGGUAAUUAGCGUUUUGAUUGGGCUCUUGUACUGUUAAGUGUGUGAGUCUUAAUCGUUAUAGGCCAUGGGUGUAAGCGUCUUGAUGGUUGUGACUUAGCAGUCUUUGUUCUAGGGGUUAUGUGUCAUUUGGUUGCUUGUCGUUUGGUUCCUUUCCCGUGAGUGUUGGAGAGGUUCUUGGCAAGGCUUCGUCUUCUUGGUGGUUGGGCGAGCUUCUUUCUUUGAUCGUAGAGUGUUUAUGUAUCCAAGGCGCGUGGACCGAGCAGUGGUUCCCCUUGUCGAGGUUUGAAGUCCCCGGGUUUUGGUCUUAUCGUUUGGCGGCGAGCAGCAGCGAUAAGUGUGGUUUGGGUGCAGAAGUGGAGGGUACCGGGUGGCGGGCUAUAGGCAGCAGCGGUACUUCCCGACCAUUGACAUUUACUCUGUUUUAAAAAUUGCUAAGUUAUCUGAUGUUUUUUUGCGUGGAUGUUAACGUGGCUAGUGUUGAUUUAGUUUUUAUGGUUUGUGUUUGUUUCAAGUCACCCGAGUGUGGGUUUUAGUCGCUCCAGUGUGGGUUUUAGCCGCCGCUUCUUAUGGGCUUUUGGUUCUGGGGCUAUUUCGUUUUGCCGCCAGCUUGUGUAUGAAUACCGGUAAUUCGAUUAUGAAUGAUUUCAAUUUGA